AUGCAAUUUGUAUAUUUAUUGACCACAUUAGUGGUGGUGAGCAAUGGGGCUCAACACGACAUCUCAACUCUUAAACUGUUGCAAAUAGUGCAUCGGCACGGGGAUCGAGCACCGGCGGUUUGGACCAAAAAGGAUCCCUUUAAGGACAUGAAGUACUGGCCGGCAGGGUUUGGUGAGUUGACAGCACAGGGCAAGUAUCGGAUGUAUACAUUGGGACAGUUUUAUAGACGGGAAUACAACAGCUAUUUGGGAGAGAGCUACUCGCCCCACGAGGUAUACGUUAGGAGCUCUUCGGUGCACCGUUGCAUAGAAAGCGCCAUGAGUUUGAUGGCCGGCGCUUACCCACCGAAAGGGGACUGGAUGUGGAAAAAAGACAAUAAGUCGGAAUUGGGUGUGUCGUGGCAGCCCAUUCCCAUUGAGACAUUCAUUCCCAAAUCACAGGACACUGUACUCGAAGGGUACACCAAAUGUAAAGCGGCUGAAGACGACCUCAAUCGUGUGUACAAUCAGUCAGUGAUCCACGAGUUUGAGGCCAAAUACAAGCAAUUGUACGAAGAAUUAACGAAAAUCACUGGAAGUGAGAUCAAGGAUGUCUAUACGGCUGUCGAUUUCUACGACACGUUUCAGAUAGAGUUUGAUAACAACCAC
Oppiella nova is the source of this 648-nucleotide messenger RNA. NCBI's taxonomy places the organism in Eukaryota, Metazoa, Arthropoda, Arachnida, Sarcoptiformes, Oppiidae. The record is from the annotation of a GenBank genome assembly.